AUGGCCGCCCCGAACACCUCAUAUCUUUAUGAGGCCGCCAUCCACACGAUCAAAAGGAUGCGGUCCUUCACCGCAUCCGAGGACUUUAAAGCAAUAGAGGCCGAGGAAGUGGAAGUCCGGCUGCAAACCUUGAUGCAGGCAUGGGCGCAGGUAAAGGAUUGUGAAGCAAAGCUGGCUGCCACAGGCGAUUUGCUCACAAACGCCGAGGUGGAAAGAAACAUGGUGGCAGCGGAACAGAGCUACUUCCCGGCAUAUGCUGCCCUGGAGAAACGUGAGAAAGAACUGGCCCCGCGGCCAGAUACGAGAGAGACACCUGCCAUCGCCGUACAGGUGAAUUUGCCGUUUGCUGAGCACGACGUCAAAAACACCUGGGGUACUUUCGAUGGCUCGUUCACGAAGUGGCAGAGCUUCAAAGAUAGAUUCACGGCGGCUGUACAUGCCAACGAGAAGAUAGCGCCGGCGUAUAAGUUCGCCUACUUGAAGUCGUCGUUGUCCGGUAGAGCCGCUCGUACACUGGGUGAGUGGCAGCAGACGGACCAGAAUUACGGCAGGGCAUGGGCUCGGCUGAAUCAGGUCUACAAUACGCUACGUGCCGAGAACUCCUUCGCUCGUUUUUCAGGCUUCCAGUUUUAA
This is a messenger RNA of Eupeodes corollae, 633 nucleotides long. RefSeq lists its product as uncharacterized. The coding region runs from base 1 to 633 and encodes 210 amino acids. The transcript has a single exon. The record is from RefSeq and is a predicted model, not a curated record. NCBI's taxonomy places the organism in Eukaryota, Metazoa, Arthropoda, Insecta, Diptera, Syrphidae.